AUGAUUACUAACCAACUCGGUGGUGGUAAAGUAUUGGGAUACAAUUGUCGUAAUUGGCUAAGUCAUGAUUGGCAAGGCAGUUUAAGAAAUUUUAAUCAAAAUAGAACUUGGGAAUUCGCCGAUCUUUCUACUAGAAGAGAAAGAACACAGUACGAAUGUGAUUUAUGGUAUGGUGAUCGAAAAGAAUUUCAUUUUGAUAAACUUGAAAUAUAUCGAGCUGCCGCGAGUGAUAGAUGUAAUCAAAUACGUCAAUGGGCAGCCAGACCUGAUGGGAUUUACUUCAGAAGAGAUCAUGACAAACCAUUAGGCUUUGUCCUCCCCUGGAAGAAAAGAUAG
Molecule: messenger RNA, 336 nt
Organism: Eruca vesicaria subsp. sativa (arugula)
Lineage: Eukaryota; Viridiplantae; Streptophyta; Magnoliopsida; Brassicales; Brassicaceae
Source: the annotation of a GenBank genome assembly